CUUCAAGUCACUCGCUGCAAAUCUCAAAAGAAGCAAAAGCACCCCCAGAAUAAAAAGUAGGAAAACGAAACAACAUUUUCAAUCCACCAAGAUGCGUUACGCCAUCAUCCUCUCGGCCUUUGUCGCCACUGCUCUCGCCGGCGACUGGGACGCCGCCACGCCCGAAAAGACAACAAGUGCUUCAUGGCCCGACAAGACAUCAAGCGCCGAGUGGUCUGAAAAGACAUCAAGCUCCGAGUGGUCCGAAAAGGCAACAAGCGCUGAAUGGUCCGAAAAGGCAACAAGCGCUGAGUGGCCCGAAAAGACAACGAGUGCUGAGUGGCCCGACAAAACAAACGCUGAGUGGCCCUCGAAGACGGAAGAAACACACUCGCAAAUCACUCCUACAUGGGAGGCUCACCCUCACCCUCCCCCUCCCAAGGUGGACUGCAAGCACGUCAAGGAGUGCACCGACGAGGUCGACAAGUGCAGGACCAAGCCCGAAGCCAACCAGGCCGAGUGCUCUUCCGAGUACGCAGACUGCCUCGGCUUCAACCCUCUCAACCCGGAAGCCGAUGAAGCCAUCAAGCAGUGCGAGGAGGAGGACCACAAGCCCGGCCACAACGAGACUCGCCCCAAGCCGCCGCCCAUCAUUGUGUCUGGUGCCUCGAGCAUGGCACCAUUGGGCCUCUUUAGCCUUUUGGCUGCUGCCGCUGCCGCUCUCCUGUAGAGAAAAGUGAGCUUGAGUGAACUUUAUAGACUUGGAUUUUUGGGUUAUUGGAUGGUAAAUGUUAAUGGAUAUCGGGGGGAAGUAAUAAACAGCUGCAGUCAGCCACCUAUACACGGCAAUGGCUUGUAGAGCAUGAAUAACAAAUUUCCGUUUCUCUCUCUUGUUUC
Molecule: messenger RNA, 876 nt
Organism: Trichoderma atroviride IMI 206040
Lineage: Eukaryota; Fungi; Ascomycota; Sordariomycetes; Hypocreales; Hypocreaceae
Source: RefSeq, a predicted model, not a curated record